GGGAGGAAGGGCGGAGGCUGGGCCUCGGUGCCAGGCGCUCCCGGCGGCGCCCGCCGGUGCAGCGGGGGCGGGGUCAGCGGGCGGGCGGGGCUGGGCUCUGGCUCAGCACUCCCUCCACGGCCGCCGAGCCGAUCGGACGCCCCCCACCCGGGGCCCAUCUCCUUUAUCAUGACCGGGCCCCUGGAGGUAACGGCGCUGACACGAUGCCCCAAGAAGAGUCAGAAGGCGGCGUAGACGGCAGCGGUGGCGAUGGAGGGGACGUGCCCACGCUCAUUCCAGACGGGGAGCCACUGAGGGAAGAGCAGCGGCCCCUGAAGCAGUCUUUGGGAGGCUCCCUUUGUCGGGAGUCUCACUGGAAGUGCCUCCUGCUAACCCUCCUCAUCCAUUCAUGUGGGGCUGUGGUGGCCUGGUGCUGGCUGGCCACUGUGCCCCGUCUGGCCAUAGGCACUGGCCUUUCGCAUGGGAACCCAGCCACCUACCAGGCCAGUCCCUGCUCAGAUGGCUAUCUGUACAUCCCACUGGCCUUCGUCUCUCUCCUCUACCUCCUCUACCUGGCUGAGUGCUGGCACUGCCACAUGAGAGCCUCCAGGGCACCACGCACAGAUGUGGUCACGGUGCUGGCGCUGAUCCGCCGCCUCCAGCAGGCCCCGCCCUGCGUCUGGUGGAAGGCCACCAGCUACCAUUACGUUCGGCGAACCAGACAGAUAACUCGCUACCGCAAUGGGGACGCCUAUACCACCACCCAGGUCUAUCACGAGCGGGCCGAUAGCCGGACAGCACGGGGCGAAUUCGACUACUCUGCCCACGGGGUCCGAGAUGUGUCCAAGGAGCUGGUGGGACUGUCAGACCACCCUGCUACCCGCCUGCGCUUCACCAAGUGCUUCAGCUUUGGAAGCGCAGAAGCCGAGGCAGCAUACCUCACCCAGAGGGCCCGGUUCUUUGGCGCCAACGAGGGCCUAGACGACUACCUGGAGGCUCGGGAGGGGAUGCAUUUGAAGGAUGUGGACUUCCGAGAGUCGCUGAUGGUGUUUGCGGAUCCCCGCAGCCCACCCUGGUAUGCCCGGGCCUGGGUGUUCUGGCUGGUAUCUGUGGCCACGCUGUCGUGGCCACUCCGUGUGGUGGCCGCCUACGGCACAGCCCACGUCCACUACCAGGUGGAGAAGCUAUUUGGGGCCAGCUCGCCCCCACCUGGCCACGCCCCUGGAGGCCCUUCGCUUUCCCGAGUAGCCACCGUGGACUUCACUGAACUGGAGUGGCACAUUUGCUCCAAUCGGCAGCUGGUGCCUAGCUACUCAGAGGCCAUGUUGAUGGGCCCUGGCCCCACAGCCUACCUCAGAGGCUGCCAGCGCUGCCGCCGCUCCGUCAGCAGCAACUCGCUGCCCCCAUCCCGAGCCAGUGGGCCCCGCCUGCCCUUCAGCAGAAGCCGCCUCUCCCUGGGAGGCGGGAGUCGGGCCACCACAGGGGUCUUCCGAAGCCUGAGUGGGGGGCCGCUGGGUCGUCGGGGAGAAGACACGGAGCCCUUGGAAAGCCCCCCCUGCUACCAGGACGCUCUUUACUUCCCUGUUCUCAUUGUUCAUGGAGAUGGAGGCUGCCGGGGGGAUGGGCAAGGUGCAAUCUGAGCUCCCUGAGCAAAAACUGGGCGUUGUGGCCAAAGGGACUGGCAGAGGCCCCACGUGCCCAGAACCCAGAUGAGUCAUUGAUUCUUGUAUAAACCCAAAUAGCAAAAGUGCCGGGGGUUGGGGUGAGCGACAGUCCAACAUCUGUAGAAACCAGUGCCCAGAUGCCAGUGGUUUGUCCAGCUGGGGGAGGGGCCGGUGGGGAAGCAUAUCUUCGAUAGUUACCACUUAGCCUCCUCUUCUGCAGACUUUCCCCUAAAGCCAAGGGACCCUCUGAGUCCUAGCUAAUGGGGAUCAGGGCGAGAGUGGACACUGAGGCUGUCGUGGGGUGGGGGUGGGGGGUUCCUAGGGAAAUGUUUACUCUUCUUGGGGCCAAGGGCUCACUUACCCCCAGGGAGAGCAUCCCCUCCGGAGCUGGAGCUAGGAGUUGCUCCAGAGAAAUCCAAGCCUGGGCAAAGGAGACGAUCCCUGAAACGGGAACUGAAUGCUCUGCUCACCUGCAGCUCCUGCCUUCUUGGUUCUUUGGGGACAGCACCCCACCCUCCUCCCCCCUGAUUCUAUCCUCAGCCAAGCACAAAAGGGGAGGAAUGGGGGAAGGGAGGUGGAUGAGACGCUUGACCCCGCUGACCCAGAAGACCUAGCUCAAUGGGCUGCAGCUCAUUGCCUCCAUCUUUGGGGGUCAGUACUGAUGAUGAGGCUGGGAGCAGAAUCGGAGGCCUUCUGCAGACACCCCCUUUGCCAGGACCCCACUGGCUCCUGUGCUCUCCAAGCUGGCUAGCCUUCCAGCACAGGCUGGUGGGGGGAAGGGCCAACCUAGGGGCAGCUAUCUGGGGGCCUUAAUAAGGAGGGGCAGUGGAAGAAAGUGGCAGGAGGUGGGCCACAAUCCUACCUCUCUCAUAUCCAAACACUCAGUCUUCCCCAGUGGACCCUUCUCAGACUCUUCCUGGAGUCCCAGUCCCUAGUGCCCCUCUCCCCUCAUCAUGAGGACCUCAAAAGUCAGCUCUGCUUGUCUCCUUCCUCCUGCCCCUCUCUUCCUGCCUCCUUCCCGUUCCCUCCAAUGGAACUCAUUAUUUUCCCUCUCCUCUCCUUUGUCAUGAAGCUCCUUCUCUUAACUGUCUUCUCUACCCCCAAGGGAGCCAGCUAUGGGGUGGGUGGGACUGGGGCAGCAUGUGGGCCACCAGAGGCUCUGAAAGCCCCCUCCCUUCCUCAAUGUCCCAACCCCAGCCAGGCCGCCCGUGCCCUGGGGGCAGCUUUGUCCAGGUGUGCCUGACAUAUCUGGAAAGAUUCCCCUCUCCUUGGAUGAUUCCUUUCCCUGUCCAAGGGCUGCUCCUGGGAGGACCCUUUAACCUCUACCGCCCCUUCUGGGGAGGCCUGGGCAUCAGCCCAGGAGGAGGGCUGCAAAGAAGACAAGGAAGAAAUAAAAGGUAUGAAACA
Messenger RNA from Dromiciops gliroides (monito del monte), 3050 nucleotides. It is a transcript of the gene TMEM151A, whose product is annotated as transmembrane protein 151A. Bases 204 to 1619 code for a protein of 471 amino acids. NCBI's taxonomy places the organism in Eukaryota, Metazoa, Chordata, Mammalia, Microbiotheria, Microbiotheriidae. The transcript has 2 exons. The record is from RefSeq and is a predicted model, not a curated record.